CGCUGUCUUUUUCUUUUGGAAGUGAUUGAAAAGAUUCGAUGUUCAAGACCAAAUAAUCUACUGAGAGAUAUUGGACUUCGCAGGAGUAACUUAAAAAUCAUUUAAAUGAUAAAAAACAUUAUCUUCCGGGUAGAGAAAAUCUCACUGUAUAUCAUAGUUCAAAAUUUUUUUUAUUAUUAUUCUUUCUUUUCAAAUAUUUGCCAUUAAUUGUUUUAUUUGAUUUUUAUGUACUGAAUCGUUUCAUUUGAGAACAGGAUAUGUACUAUCCAUAAAGCCUAAAAAUAUACCUUAAAUGUGCAAAUAGGUAUCACAUGAUUAGUUACAUUAUCAUUCAUCUAUAUCGGGCAUUAUCCUUGUGCCCAUGUUAAACUCCAAAGGUCUUUUGAUUAUUUCUAGACUUAAGUCAAUGUUCGUAAAAUACCAAACAGCUUUUUUUUCCCUUUGAAUUUUGAAGGAAAAUUAAGAAGGAUUAGGUUACUUUUGCAUUUUAAUUCAUAACUGACUUCGCAUCUUAUAUUCCUUUAAAAUGAGUCACAACCAGCGAAAAAUAAAAGUUGCUGUUGUGGGUGCAGGAGCAGCAGGAUUAUGUGCUGGCAGACACCUAGUUGCUGAAUCUGAAAUCUUCUCAUGUGAUAUUUAUGAACAACAAGAUGAUGUUGGUGGCACAUGGAGGUACUCUCCACAAGUUGGCAUGGAUGAUUAUGGAUUACCAAUUCAUUCUAGCAUGUACAAAAAUCUUAGGACAAAUCUUCCUAAGGAAGUAAUGGCUUUCCCUGAUUUCCCAUUUAAAGAAAGUGACAAGUCGUUUCUGCAUCAUACAGAAGUUCUAAGUUACCUACAAGAAUAUGGCAAACACUUCAAUGUUUAUCAACAAAUAAAAUUUCAGACUCUUGUUGAAAAUGUUCAACCUCUGCAAUCUCCAAAUAAGGAGUUAACCUGGAAGCUGGUGGCUCGUAAUCUCAAAACUGAUGAAAACCUUGAAGAAGUCUAUGAUGCAGUAAUGGUGUGCAAUGGGCAUUACUCAGUUCCAUACAUCCCUGAAAUUGAAGGACUUCAUUCAUUCAAUGGUUUACUUAUACAUAGCCAUGAUUAUAGAGAUGCUAAAAAAUUCAAGAAUCUUAAAGUUGUUGUUCUGGGAGCAGGUGCUUCUGGGAUUGAUAUUGCCCUUGAAGUUUCUAAGUUUGCAAAAGAAGUAGUUCUGAGUCAUAACACACCUGCAAAAACUUGCCCAUUACCAGAUAACAUGAUACAAGAGAAAGGGAUUGAAUCUGUGUCAGAAUCAUCAGUGACAUUUCUGGACAAAAAAAUUUACAAUUGUGAUGCUAUUAUUAUCUGUACUGGUUAUUUGUAUACUUAUCCUUUUCUGCAUCCAGAUUGCAAAGUAGAAAUUGGUGACCAGAAAGUAUCCCCACUUUAUUUGCACUUGUUCCAUACUUAUUUCCCAACUUUAGCUAUAUGGGCUAUUCCAAAACUGAUCAUACCAUUCCCAAUUUAUGAUCAACAAGUUAAGGUCUUUUUAAAAUUUCUGAAAGGCAUAAUAGAGCUUCCCAGUGAAAAAAUUAUGCUGGCUGAAACAGAAAAAGAUUUUGAGGAUAGAUUAGAGCAGGGAUUUAAACCACGCCAUGCUCAUAACAUGCCUGGAAAAUGGCAGUGGGAGUAUGAUGAUAAAUUAAGUAGUUUUGGAAAAAUAGAUCCAAUUCCUAAUGUUAUUAGGAAUAUAUAUCAACAUGUUCAUCAUGAAAGGGUUGUAGAUGUUUUAAAUUAUAAAAAGGUAAAAUAUAGUAUAGUUGAUAAUGAAAACUUUUCUUUUAGUUGACAUGUGGUUUCUGUAGGAAAGUAUUUUAUUUAUCUUUAUUUCUUUUGUCCCAUUUAUUUCCUCCCUUUUUCCUUUUUUAUUUAAUAAUUAUAUGAAUUAAGGAUUUUGAGAUUCAAAUAAAGAAGGAUAUAGACAAAUUUAUUUGAAGAUCAUGAAAAUGAAUUAUGAGUCUUACAUAUGAUUUUAUUUAAGAUUGGAUUAAAUAUAUUUUAAAAUUGCUUUUAUUUAUCUCGGUAUAUUGUGUGAGAAAUCUGUACUAUCUAAAUUAAUUAUGUAUACUAGUAAUAUUAGAAUAUAAAAGAAAAAAAGUUUCAAUAAUUGCAUAAAAUUUAAAACUAAAAUAAAGUAACUAACUUAUAGGAUUGCGAGCUUAGACAUAUCUUGCGCAUACUAUGGCAAAAAGGCAAAAACAAAUUGCUGAAAUCAGCCAUCUUUGAACUGCCAUAUGUUUUAAACUUACAAAAUUACUACAAAUCUUGUACUGAAUGAAUUAAAAAAGAAAUUAGAGGUAUUUUAUUUUCAAUAAGCAGAUGAAGUUUCAGGUCCCUUUCAGUAUCACUGGAAUGCUUCAUAGCAAAAUUCUACUGCACAUCUACUUUCAAAAAAGAAAACAAUUUAGUAUUAGUAAUAAAUAAAUAGUUUAACCAUUUGUACAAAAUUGAAAAUGUAAAAAAUUCUUGAAAUUCUAUAUAAAAUUGUUAUUAAAUUUAAUUUUUUUUAAAUUUGUUGAAAAAUAUUUUUUUUUAAUUUGCACUAGUGUAUAAAACAUUAGUUCACUCUACAUACAGUCGUCAACAGAAGUGGAAAAUAUAAUUUGUACAAGUUCAGAACAGGGGUUAAAUUUUACAAGAAAAAAAAAGAAAAAUUGAAAUAAAUUUUCAAUUCAUAGUAAAAUUUUUAAUUAUUUAUGAUGUAUCAAAAAGUAAGCAAACAGCUAGCUAAUUUUUGUACAGCUGAAGUUCUGAUAGUUUUGCGAUUUACUGUUCAUUGGAUUGUAAAAAGAAAAGUAUCUCAAUUUUAUAUAUUGGGAAGAGAUGAAUUAAGACGCAUUUAAAUGAAACUUUGUACAAAAUGUGCUUUUUUUCCCUUUCAAGUAGUGUUUUUCCUUGAAAUAUUUUUGUGUUUAGUAUAUCUAAUGUAUUUAUUUCAGAUAAAAAAUUUCUAUGCAAAACAAUAAAUUUCACGCGAUGAAAUAUUUCUUUUUCUAGCAAUUGAUUUAAAAUUUCCACUGAAAUUCAAAUUCUCUUUUCUAAGCUAACAAGAGAGAACUUUUCCAUUAUCCACUAUCAUUCAGUGUGUGUGUGUGUGCAGGGUCGCCAACUGCUCCCCAAAAAUAGCGAACCUCCACAGCUCCGCAAAGAAGUUAUUUUGCCCUGCAUUUCGCUUUUGAUCUUUACUCUGACCAGGCUUGCCAAAGGUUUUCAUAAAUUUAAAUUUUUUUAUUAUAUUUUGCUAGUUUAUUCGGCAUGUAAAUGUGAAAAUUGAACCUUACACUUAUGCUAGUGCUUGAAAUGAUUAUUAAAGCUCAAAAACAAUUUUAGAUAAGAGGUUGAAUUUUUUAAAAAUUGAUUUUUAUACAAAAUAAAAGGUUACUCUGCAAAAUUUCAAAAUGUUCCUCAAAAUAAAAACAGAUGCUCCUCAAAUUGUUUCUUCAAGGUUGGCAACCCUGUGUGUAUAAUUCAAAUAUGUACUCAAUACAUAUUUAUAUAUUUUUGUGAUUAAUAAAUAUUUUUGGAGUGAUUGUUAUUGAUUUGAUAUUAUAAAAAUGUUUCAAUAAAAGAAUAUAAUCUUUA
Uloborus diversus is the source of this 3609-nucleotide messenger RNA. RefSeq lists its product as uncharacterized. Gene Ontology annotation, molecular function: N,N-dimethylaniline monooxygenase activity; flavin adenine dinucleotide binding; NADP binding. The record is from RefSeq and is a predicted model, not a curated record. The transcript is spliced from 6 exons. NCBI's taxonomy places the organism in Eukaryota, Metazoa, Arthropoda, Arachnida, Araneae, Uloboridae. Bases 527 to 1816 code for a protein of 429 amino acids.